Molecule: messenger RNA, 3394 nt
Organism: Nilaparvata lugens (brown planthopper)
Lineage: Eukaryota; Metazoa; Arthropoda; Insecta; Hemiptera; Delphacidae
Product: pyruvate dehydrogenase phosphatase regulatory subunit, mitochondrial
Exons: 17
Coding region: 204-2774 (856 amino acids)
Cellular component (GO): mitochondrion; mitochondrial matrix; cytoplasm
Molecular function (GO): oxidoreductase activity; protein binding
Source: RefSeq, a predicted model, not a curated record
GACAUCAAAGGGCAAAAUGCAACAUGGGCAAGAAAGAGUUUAAAUUAUGGUUUUUUUUAUUAUUUGACUGUUUUAAGUAAUUAAACUAAUGAACACAGAAACCAACUUAAACGGGUUAAGCUCAUAGACUGGAGAAUGGCUUAAUAAUAAGCCUGUAUUUACGGUAGUUCUAGAGUUGAAAAAGUUUCACUAUUAACAACAGAAUGGGACAUCAACGAUUUAAGGUGACAUGCACCUUGUGGUCUAAUAUCAAUCGACUGAACCAGGAAUCGAGACCAAAAUUGAAGAGGCACUUCGCUACAAGUGGCGAGACUAUUCCGACUCAAGCGCAAGUUGUCAUAUGCGGCGCAGGGGCUGUAGCCAAUUCUGUAGCUUAUCACCUCACCGAAAAUGGAUGGAAAGAUGUUAUUUUACUGGAGAAGGGAAGAUUAUGCAGCGGAACAUCCCACUUCGGAUCAGGAACUCUGGGACUCUUCAAACCAAUCGCCGAAAGAAAUAUCAUUAUGUACAGCAUCAAGUUAUACAGACAGAUCCAGGAGAAAGGCUACGAUAUAGGUUUUGUUCAAUGUGGAAGUUUAAAUUUAGCACAGACAAGAGAUCGAAUGAUUUAUUUGAAGAGAAGAAUGGCCUACAACCUACCAACGGGUUUACAUUGUGAGUUGCUGGGAAAAAACGAGACUCGCCAACUGCAUCCGCUGCUAAACACUGAUGAUAUAGAAGGCAGUGUGUGGGUACCUGAGGAUGCUGUGGCCAAACCACAGGAAAUAUGCAAGGCGCUUGUCAAACUGUCCAAACAAGGAGGUGCUCGAUUUUUCGAGAACUGCACUGUUGAAAGAGUGCUGACUGAGAAUGACAGAGUGUACGCAAUCAAGACUAAUCGCGGAGUUGUCAGAUGUGAAUACUUUGUCAACUGUGCUGGCAUGUGGGCCCGCGAACUGGGCGAACGGUGCGAGCCGAAAGUGCGAGUGCCAGCCUACCCGGCGCAACACUUUUACGUAACCACCGAACCGCUGGCCGAGGUGGUGGGGAGUGGAGCUGGAGCAGGGGGGGAGCAUGACCACAUGUUGCCCUGUGUGAGGGACUACGAUGCGGCCAUCUACGCCAGGCAGCUGGGAGGGGGAAUCAUGGUGGGGGGAUUUGAGCUGGAGGCCAAACCGGCAUUCGCCAGUGAGAAGAUACCGCAAGACUGGAAGAGUCAGUUGCCGCAAGACUGGAAGCAUUUCGGACCUUACUGGGAAAAAGCCAUGAACCGAAUACCAGCCCUGAGAGGCUGCACCAAUCCAGUCCUCACAAAUUCCCCCGACAAUUUCACUCCAAAUGGCAAGUGGAUCCUGGGUGAAACACCUGAAGUGGGCAACUACUUUGUGGCGGUGGGCAUGAACGGGAACUCGCUGCAGGGUGCGGGGGGCAUCGGGAAGGCAGUGGCCGACUGGGUGGUGCAGGGGGAGCCCACUCAGGAGCUGCUGCCCUUCGACGUGCAGCGUUUCCUAGAUCUGCACAACAACCGCAACUAUCUGCAGCAAAGGGUCACUGAGGUCGUUGGCCGGAACUAUGCAAUCCUCUACCCGAGCCAGUGCGAGUACAGGACGGCGAGGAAGCUACGAUGUUCGCCACUCUACUCGGUGCUGGAGAGUCGAGGCGCCGUCUUCGGAGUGCGUAUGGGCUACGAGCGACCGCUCUACUUCGACUCCACCUACAAACGUGGUGAUCCUCCCCCCACCAUGCCGCCAGGUACUUAUUAUAAGCCCAAGUUCUUCGACUUUAUGCUAGCCGAGUUCCAUGCUUGCCGUGAGCAAGUAGGUAUUCUUGACAUGUCAUCCUUCUCCAAGAUCGAAAUAAAGCCAGGAAAAUUGAGUGAAGUUUCUGGAAAAGAAGAUAUUUGUAACGGAUGCCAAGGAAGGUAUUCGUGGGACAGCCUGGAGGAAGGAGACCUGUUGGAAGACCAAGAAAGCGAUGGGAGGAUAGAUUACUUCAUGGUAUCUCCAACCAGCCAACAGACUCGUGUGUUCGAGUGGAUGCGCAAAAAUCUGCCGAAAAACAGCUCAAUCGUGUUGAAGGACGUGACCUCCAUGUACACAGUGAUCAAUGUGGUCGGACCCAAGGCCAAGCCACUCAUGGCCGAACUCUCCAACUCCGACAUCAAUCUGCUGCCUUUCACUUACAAGGUUGGCAAAGACUACGGAGCAAGGGAUGUGGGAUGCCUGACUCAGCGUUUUAUGCGAAUUGAGAAGUUCAUUCCCUUUUGGGCCGAAGAUCUGACCAGCAUUACGACCCCCUUCGAGGCCGGAGCUGGGCAUAGGGUCAAGCUCGACAAAGAGUAUUUCAUAGGUAAGUUUGCGCUGCAACGGCAGAAGGAGCGAGGCGUGGAGAAGAGACUGACGAUGUUUGUGUUGGAGAACAUCAACGCUGACACGGACAUCUGGCCCUGGGGCAACGAGCCUAUCUACCGCAACGACCAGUUUGUCGGCACAGUAACUUCUGCUGGGUUCGGCUUCACACUGAACAAGCUGGUGUGCCUGGGAUAUGUGCGGAGGGGGGGUAGCAGUGGGGCCCGGGGGGGACAGGGCCAAGUGGUGGGGGCUGACUACAUCAUGGCGCGAGAUGCGCGCUACACGGUGGACAUAGCGGGGCGAAGGGUGGACGCCACGCCCCAUCUGUUUGCCCCGCCCCAACUGUUUGCCCCGCCCCACCACGGCGCCACGGCCACGCCCAUAGAUCCUACCAAGGGCGCCAGCCAAUAUCGCCCCACCGUUGUCACCAGUCUCAAGGCCUAACCUAACCUUAUCUUACCUCUAUACAGUAGCUAUGAAAUAACAGGGCCUAAGAGGAAGUGCCACAAUACUUAAGCUUCAUCUGGUUUGUCCCUAAUGCUUCAAUCUGUAAACUGCCUGAUGUUAUUACAAUACCUUAUUUGUGUGUCAUCAGUGUGAAUGACACAAAAAUAAAAAUAUCAUAUUGAUUCAAAAAAUAGUGAAUAAUGCAUGUGAUUCUACAAGAUAGUUACUUAGGGUGAUGUCACACCAUCAUAACACAAUAAUUUGGUGGAGUGUCUGGUGUGACCUCCAAUGCUAAAGCCAAACCACUUGGUUGGAGCAGUAAUUUUGUCCAUUACCCAUCUCCUAUCAAAUAUUGUUUUCUAUUCCAUGAAUAAAAACAAUGCCUGACUACCUGCCCUCGUCAGAGGCGCUUUAUGGGUGAGUAGAUUAGCAAAUCCUCAUUAAAAUUUUUAACAGUGGUGAUCCUCCAGUGUGCCCCUGAUUUUAUGGUCUAAUUUACUAGAGAUUAAUUGUGUAACAACCAAAACAGUCUCAAACAGCUGUUGAAUGGUGCUGUGCUGGAAUUUGUAAAAAAAUGUGCAAUAGUAUGGUUACAAAAAAUAUCGACUAAAAAUCAG